Molecule: messenger RNA, 900 nt
Organism: Lentinula edodes (shiitake mushroom)
Lineage: Eukaryota; Fungi; Basidiomycota; Agaricomycetes; Agaricales; Omphalotaceae
Exons: 5
Coding region: 1-900 (299 amino acids)
Biological process (GO): U6 snRNA 3'-end processing
Cellular component (GO): nucleus
Molecular function (GO): 3'-5'-RNA exonuclease activity
Source: RefSeq, a predicted model, not a curated record
AUGAAAAGGAAUCUCGCGCUGGUCUCAUACAGCAGCUCUGAGGAAGAGAACAACUUGGAAAAGGUAUCGAAAAGAGCGGUCCCCAAAAAGAAAAAACUCCCUGGUCUAUCACCUUCUUUGAUCGUCCAAACGCCCAAAGAUGAUCCCGCUUUGCAUCAAGGACGAAUUCGCAUUAUACCUCACAUAGAUGGCCAAUGGGCAUCGCAUGUAUACGUGUCUAUCAGAGUUGAAAGGCGCUCUGCCAUGUAUAACCUUGUCCUCGAUGCACUCAAGACUGCCAAAAAUCUUGAACCUGCUUUACACGAUUUUCCCAGAGUCGAUGAGAACAAAUCUGAGAAAUACUUCAAUUUACAUGUAUCCUUGUCGAGACCCAUCUUUCUACGGACACAUCAAAGAGACGAUCUGAAACGAGAAGUAAAAUCUUUGGCUGAGAAAAGCAAUAACUUCAAAAUCUCAUUCACUUCUUUCUCCAUUUUCAACAAUGACGAGGAAACCAGGACGUUCCUAGCCCUGGAUAUUGGCUCGGGUCAUCGAGAUCUUAAACUGUUAUCGGAUGGUCUUUUGCCUUUUCUCGCCAACUUGCGCCAAAAAGAGUAUUACGCCGAUCCCCGUUUCCAUGCAUCUAUCGCUUGGGCUCUCCUCCAAGGCACUACUUCAUAUGAUCAUGCUUCUAUGGCGGAGAAUUUUUCAUCUCCACUCCUCAGUGGGAUGCUUCCAACCCAAGUCGCCCCUUCUGUCAAUGUCUUCCGACCAAUCCUUCACCUUCCUGCAUCCUUGACCACCAUACUCAAUGAACAAUACGCUUCACCAUUGUCAUCCCAGUCCUGUAGUGCGUUUGAUAUACACGAACUUUGCGUGAAGAUUGGGAAAGAUGUAUUUUCAUGGAGGCUGAAAGGUUGA